GUGGGAAAUGGAUCGCUGACAGCCGUCGGAUAAAAAAGCGGAAUGCUGAAAUCCCAAGUGGAGUGGAGAAUGAGUGAAAGAGUUACAGGCGUCGGUCUCUGGUGAUUCGCAAGUUUUUGAUGAUUCUGUUACAGGCGUUGGUUGCUUAGAAUUAUUAGUAUUAUCAAUAUCAGUAAGUAAUUAGGUUAAAAGAGGAGGGAAAAUGGAAUUGCAAAUGAAGGUGGCGCAGGCAGUUCACGUCCUGAAUCACGAUACAGAGUCGUGCAACCGCGUGGCAGCUAAUCAGUGGCUGGUUCAGUUUCAGCAGACUGACGCCGCUUGGGCCGUCGCCACCUCCAUCCUCACCUCCGAUUUUCACCAUUCUUUCGGCUCCAAUUACGAGGUCGAGUUCUUUGCUGCCCAGAUUCUUAAACGAAAGAUCCAAAAUGAUGGCAGUUACCUGCAGCCGGGAGCUAAAGAUGCUUUGCUAAAUGCCCUUCUUCUGGCUGCCAAAAGAUUUAGUUCAGGCCCUCACCAGCUUUUAACCCAAAUCUGCCUUGCACUCUCUGCACUUUUACUGCGCGCUGUUGAGCAUGGAAAACCUGUUGAGCAACUCUUUUAUAGCCUCCAGAAUCUGCAGACCCAGGUUGAUGGCAAUGUUGCUGUUAUGGAGAUGCUUACUGUUUUACCGGAAGAAGUUUUAGAUUCCCAAAAUACUGACUCGAAAAUAAGUUUAGCCGACAGAAGCCAGUAUGGUCAAGAGCUUCUCUCGCACACACCUACGGUUCUUGAGUUCCUAUUGCAACAAUCUGAGAAAAGGUUUGAUAGUGGUAUACAACAACAUGAAAGCAACAGAAAAAUUCUGCGUUGCUUACUAAGUUGGGUUCGAGCUGGGUGCUUCUCAGAGAUUCCCCAGGGAUUACUACCAGCACAUCCACUUCUUAACUUUGUCUUUAGUUCUUUGCAGGUGCCAUCUUCAUUUGAUCUGGCAAUUGAAGUUCUCAUUGAGCUUGUGAGUCGACAUGAGGGGCUACCCCAGGUUUUGUUAUGUAGGGUGCAUUUCAUUAAAGAAGUUCUACUUCUACCAGCUCUCAGUAAUGGAGACGAGAAAAUAGUAGGUGGUCUUGCGUGCUUAUUGUCAGAGAUUGGACAGGCUGCUCCAUCUCUGAUAGUAGAAGCAAGUGUUGAAGCCCUUGCACUGGCAGAUGCACUUUUAAGCUGUGUGACAUUUCCAAGUGAGGACUGGGAGAUAGCAGACUCAACUUUGCAAUUUUGGUCUGGGUUAGCAAGCUAUAUCCUUGGCCUUGAUGAGAACAGUACAAAUCAAAGGAAGCAAGUGGAAGACAUGUUUUUCCCUGUAUUUUCAGCACUACUUGAUGCACUUUUGUUACGUGCCCAGGUAGAUGAUUCUAUGUUCAAUGACGACCAAGGAACACCGGAGCUGCCUGAUGGCCUUGUCUAUUUUAGAACGAAUCUUGUUGAACUGUUGGUGGAUAUUUGUCAGCUUUUAAGAUCUGCUACAUUUGUACAGAAGCUUUUCUUUGGUGGUUGGGCCUCUGCAAAUGCACCAAUAGCUUGGAAGGAUGUGGAAACCAAGUUGUUUGCUCUUAAUGUGGUCGCUGAGGUAAUCCUACAGGAAGGCCAAAUCUUUGAUUUCUCGGUCAUUAUGCAGUUGGUGACGGUUUUGUCCACUAGGCCGUUGGAUGAACUGAAGGGCAUCAUGUGCAUUGUGCAUAGAUCUCUUGCAGAUGUUGUUGGCUCCUAUUCUAAGUGGAUCUCUGCUUUUCAAACAAAUGCUAGACCCUUACUGUUAUUUCUUGCUGCUGGAAUAUCAGAACCCUUGUCCUCGAGUUCUUGUGCAUCUGCAUUGCGUAAAGUUUGUGAAGAUGCUUCUGCAGUGAUGUAUGAACCUUCAAAUUUGGAGAUUUUGAUGUGGAUAGGAGAGGGUCUGGAGAAGAGUCAUUUACCUUUGGAAGAUGAGGAAGAAGUUGUUAGUGCAGUUAGUCUGAUCCUUGGUUCUAUUAAUAACAAAGAAUUAAAGAGCAACUUAUUGGCUAGAUUGCUUUCUUCUAGCUUUGAAGCUAUUGGGAAACUUGUUGAUAAUGAUAGCAGCCAUUGCCUAAGACAAAAUCCUGCUACCUAUACACAAAUUUCGAACUCUGGUGCAAGAGGGCUUUACAGGAUGGGAACUGUAUUCAGCCAUCUUGCAACAUCCGUGCAGAGUGUAUCUUCUGGAGAUGGUUGUAUGCUUGCGCUAUUGCAAGCGUUUUGGCCAAUGCUAGAGAAGCUUUUCAGGUCUGAGCACAUGGAGAAUGGUAAUUUAUCAACCGCAGCUUGCCGAGCACUUACCCAAGCAAUUCAGUCAUCAGGCGAACACUUCUUAAGGCUACUGCCUGAAGUACUAGAUUGCCUAUCAACAAAUUAUGUGUCCUUCCAAAGUCAUGAAUGCUACAUAAGAACUGGUAGGAUCUUUUAUAAUGCAGGAAAAUGAUGUGUUUUAUUAUUUUGGUAUACUUUGCU
Molecule: messenger RNA, 2499 nt
Organism: Rosa rugosa (rugosa rose)
Lineage: Eukaryota; Viridiplantae; Streptophyta; Magnoliopsida; Rosales; Rosaceae
Product: transportin MOS14
Exons: 19
Coding region: 203-2470 (755 amino acids)
Biological process (GO): protein import into nucleus
Cellular component (GO): nuclear membrane; cytoplasm
Source: RefSeq, a predicted model, not a curated record